UGCUUCUGCCGUUUAGUCUGCUUCUUUGUUUGACAGGAAAGAAUCGAAGGGAAAAACAUGGCGGCAGAGGGACAAGUGAUCAGCUGUCACACUGUUGAUUCAUGGGAACAGCAGUUUCGGUUAGCAAAGGAGUCCAAGAAACUGGUGGUGGUGGAUUUCACAGCUUCAUGGUGCGGGCCAUGUCGUUUUAUUGCACCAGUCUUGGCAGAUCUUGCGAAGAAGCUGCCCAAUCUCAUAGUCUUGAAGGUGGAUGUGGAUGAAUUGAAGACUGUGGCCGAAGGUUAGGAUGUGCAGGCCAUGCCAACUUUAAUUUAUCUCAAAGGAGACAAUGUAAUUGACCGGACAGUGGGGGCAAGGAAAGAUGAAAUCGAGCAGAAAAUAGUCAUGUACUCUGCUGAAGUUGAUGCUUAAAGUAUGGAAUAAAUGCUCAGUUCUACUUCGUCAAGUUUGAAGUUGUUUCUGAAACUAGAGUCUCAUAAAUAUCCGUCUUUCUGAUGGAUACUAUGUGGUUGUAUUUGUGUUUGUGUUUAUCCACUGUUUGCUUCUGCUUUUGUAUCUGUAUGGUAUCAGAUAUUAUAUUAAAAUCCUUGCCUGUUUUCU
Molecule: messenger RNA, 600 nt
Organism: Hibiscus syriacus
Lineage: Eukaryota; Viridiplantae; Streptophyta; Magnoliopsida; Malvales; Malvaceae
Product: thioredoxin H1-like
Exons: 3
Coding region: 58-285 (75 amino acids)
Source: RefSeq, a predicted model, not a curated record